UAUAACAAAGACUUCACCAUUCCAUCUGGGCUUUCUUCUCUCCGUCCGUUUUCUCAUCCAAUCUCUUGAACAGAUAAAAGUUUAAAUCGUUUAAUCAAAUGGGAGGAAGUGCAGUUGACGAUGAUUGGGAGUUAUUCGGUGCGCCUCAAAAUGAGGUUCGAACUGUAGUUUUAGUCGGCCGAACUGGAAAUGGUAAAAGCGCAACUGGAAAUAGUAUCCUUGGUAGAAGGGCAUUUAAGUCAAUGUCUAGCUCUGCUGGUGUCACUAGCACCUGUGAGCUGCAGACCACAACUCUUGAAGAAGGGCAAAUCCUUAAUGUGAUCGACACCCCAGGGCUGUUCGAUUUUUCUGCUGAGCCUGAGUUUAUCGGGAAGGAAAUUGUUAAAUGCAUUAAUAUGGCCAAGGAUGGUAUACAUGCUGUUCUUGUUGUGUUAUCUGUGAGGUCUCGUUUUUCGAGAGAAGAAGAGGCUGCCGUGCAGAGCUUGCAGAAAUUCUUUGGUAGCAAAAUUAGUGAAUAUAUGGUUGUGGUCUUCACUGGCGGUGAUGACCUGGAAGAAAACGAGGAAACUCUGAAUGAUUACUUGGGUCGUAGCUGUCCUGAGCCUUUGAAGGAAAUUCUACGGAUGUGUGGCAAUAGAUGUGUUCUGUUCGAUAACAAGACGAAAGAGGCAGGCAAGAAAUCCAAACAACUGAAACAACUUCUUUCCCUUGUGAACUCUGUUGUGGACAAAAAUGGUGGGAAGCCAUACACUGAUGAGCUGUUUAUCGAGCUCAAGGGAGCAAUGAAGCUGCACGACCAAACUGCCGAAGUUAAUGCCAUGGAAGGGUACUCGAAACAAGAGAUAUCCUAUCUAAAGGAUCAGUUUCACAAAUCGUACGAGGAACAACUCAAGAGGAUAACCGAGAUGGUCGAGUCAAAGCUCAAGGAGACCACUCAUAGGCUCGAGCAGCAACUUGCGGAGGAGCAAAGUGCAAGGCUCAAAGCAGAGGCAAUGGCUCAAGCUGCUCAAAUGAAAUCAAAUGAUGAAAUCCGUAAAUUGAGGGAGCAUUUGGAGAGGGCUCAGAAGGAGACCGAGGAGUUACGUAAGCAGGCUGAAAGUGGUAGAUGUGCUAUUUUGUGAUGAGAUACAAUAUAUAUAUAUAUAUAUAAGCAUAAUAAUAUGAUGUAUAAUCCUUUUCUCUCUCUCUUUCUUUAAUUUGGGAACUUAAAUUUUUGAAUUUUCAGCUACCUUCUCUCUUCACACUCCUUCCUCUUUUGUUGGGGGGUGGAAAGGUACUUCCUAUUAUGAAUACUUUGGUGGUCUGUGUUUCUUUCUGUAUUCAGUGCAUUAUGUAUGUCUUUGUUUUUUGUAAGGCUGUCGAAUGGUUAGACAACCAUACGAUUCCAACAAUUAUACAUCUUUUUAUAGUCAAAUGUCAUACUUAAAGUACAACAUAUAGAUUUAACCUUUUGAUUGUGGC
Messenger RNA from Striga asiatica, 1461 nucleotides. Lineage: Eukaryota; Viridiplantae; Streptophyta; Magnoliopsida; Lamiales; Orobanchaceae. The record is from the annotation of a GenBank genome assembly.